AUGGCUACACUACGUUUUUUCGAUGUUCAAGAAGAACCAAAAAAGCUUUUGUUACCCAUUGACGGUUAUCAAAAUUUACCUUUGAUGCCAUUAGAAGACGCUGUCAGACCCUUGUUCUCACUGGCUGAUGAUUUACAAUCUCGUGUUUGGAUUGCAAAAGAAAAUUGUUCCUCACCUCAAGAUCCACUUAGCCAAGAUGAAGCAGCUGCAAUUUAUUUGUAUACUCUUGAAUGGAUACCAACUGAUAGAAGUCUCUAUUAUAAAUUAAAUCAAUCAUUACGCUAUGAAAAUCGACAAAAACUAAUACCAUGGUUUGCAUAUUUAAAAUUACUUUUAACUGCUCUCUACAAGCUACCAUCCCAAAAGCGGACAAUAUGGCGUGGUGUUAAUGCAGAUAUUAGUAAACUUUACCCAGCUGGUAGUAAAAAAGUUUGGUGGGGUAUUAGUUCAUGUACUGAAUCUGUUGCCGUAUUGGAAUCAUCACAAUUUUUGGGUAACACAGGUACAAAAACAUUAUUUUCAAUUGAAUGUAAAAAUGGCAAAUUGAUUCGACCCUAUUCGUAUUAUCAAGAUGAAGACGAAAUUCUUCUACCACCGGCCACCUACCUCGAAACAGUUAGCCAAAUUCAGCCGGCACCUGGUCUUCACAUUAUUCAUCUGAGGGAGAAAGAACCGCCUCACGUUCUAAUUCAACCACCAAAUAAUGCAAACACUAAACAGCGAGAUGAAUGGGCACGCCCUCCAGCAUCAGCGAGUCCCACUCGACGUUCUGAUACAAACGCGAUACGUAUUGAUAGUAAAACACAGAUCGAUUACGAUCAUCUUAUGAUCAAACAAAAGAGAAUUAAAAAUGAUAUUGUUAGUAUCCAACGUAAUUUAGAUGAUUUAAUACGGCAAAAAGAUAAAAUAAAUAGCGAUAUUUAUCGAACAAAUCUGGAAUAUGAAGAAGCCGAACAUAAAAAUCAGAAAACGGAACGAGAGUCAGAACAUAGAAUGCAACAAUAUAUGUUCAAUCUUCAAGCGACUGUCAGUCAAAGUUUAUUUACUCAACCAUCUGGAAGUUAUCUCGAUCAACUCUUAGCUAAACAGCACAAGGAUAAAAAUAAUACUUUCGACGAUGCUUUUGGUAACAAGUUUCACCACGAAAAGGCUGCUGCCUUGCUGAAUUUCUGGUCGAAACAAUCACAAUUAGAAAAACUCGUUGAGUACAAACGAUAUUUAGAUGACAGUUUUGAUGAAGCUAAGAAAGAAUUAGCUAAACUGACAGAGGAAGAACAACAUAUUAAGAAAAAACUUGAUAAAAUCAAAAAAGAAUUAAAAUAA
This is a messenger RNA of Didymodactylos carnosus, 1323 nucleotides long. The record is from the annotation of a GenBank genome assembly. NCBI's taxonomy places the organism in Eukaryota, Metazoa, Rotifera, Eurotatoria, Philodinida, Philodinidae.